Molecule: messenger RNA, 5958 nt
Organism: Hermetia illucens (black soldier fly)
Lineage: Eukaryota; Metazoa; Arthropoda; Insecta; Diptera; Stratiomyidae
Gene: velo
Product: protein split ends
Exons: 11
Coding region: 166-5112 (1648 amino acids)
Biological process (GO): protein desumoylation
Cellular component (GO): nucleus; cytoplasm
Molecular function (GO): SUMO-specific endopeptidase activity
Source: RefSeq, a predicted model, not a curated record
GUAUGCGUACAGAGUGUGUUUGUGGAGCAAUCGUAGGAAAAUUCAUUAAAAUUUCGGCAUUUAGUUGUGCAUUUUUGAAUGUUGAUCGGUGAAAAAGUCAAAAUGGAAAUGUAUUGAAAAAGGGGGCAGUAAAAACGGCGGGCGAUUGAUAGACGAAUUGCAGCUAUGGAAUCACCGUAUAUUUCAAUAAACCUGGACGAAUUAAAACGUUUGUAUCCGAAUCUCAAUCUGGAAAAUGUUCAAGUUGUUUCUAUGGGAAGUGGAGUUGCCGAUGAAACACAAAAUACGCAGCAGGUGGUCAUUAUAGCUCCGGAAGAAUCACUCGUCCUGAAUGAAACACCCAUACAGCAGUUAGUCACAUAUCAACAGCCAACGCAAAGUACACAAGCUUACAUAAUACAAAGCACUGAAAACGAUAGUGGGCAGCAAACUGCCGCAGUAGCCCAACCAUCAAUCUAUUACUCAACCGAAGUUCCUAGCGAUCAAUUGAUUCAGCAUCAGCAAGUGCAGCCGCAACAGAACAUCAAUAUAUCGCAUCAACUACAUCAGGAUGCUACGCAGCAAAACAUAAUACUUCAAAAAACGAUUGGUACGAAUCAGCAGCCGACGGCGUCUCUCAUUCAACAACCUAUGACAAAUCAAGCGACCACACAUCAACACGUGAUAAUGCAACAGACUCCGCAUAUAGUACUGCAACAACAGCCUGCACCGCAGCAGCAACAACAAACCACAAAUCCGAUAGUUCUGAGGCAAAUGCAAGGAAACACUAUAAACCAGUCGCGAUACGUAUACCAACAACCCCAGACUAGAACAGUGCUUUAUAACACACAACCCCAGGCUACAAUUCAAACUAAUCAUCAACAACAUAUUACACAACAGCAGCAACAAAUACAACAACAACAGCAACACAUUCAGCAGCAACAACCACAGCAGACGCAUCCUUUGCAGCAUCAACACCAGCAGAUCGUAUCUCCGUCAAAUCGAGUAUCCGUAAUGCAACAACAACCAUCCCAAACCCGGCAACUUAUUGUAUCAAGCCAACCUCAAAUACAACCAAAUUUAAUUUAUCAAACUCCACAAACUCAGCAGCACAUACAACAUCAACAGACUCAGCAGACCAAUAUUAUGCAACAGAAACCGCAUCCGGCUCAAAUAUCACCAUCGCGUCUUGUGCGAAUUGCAACUCCGAGGGGUGUAACGCUAAUUAGCCCAAACCAGGCGCCUAAGUUGGCACCUUUCCGCAACAACAGUCCUCGAUUUUCAACACCCCAAAGUGCUUCGUUGACCACUCAGACGGUGACCGCAGCAAUCGCCUCAAGUUCCGCAAAUACCUCUGAAAGUAUGACACCUCCCCAAGCAACAGUAGUCAAACAAGUGCAACGUAGAGGGAAUGCUGCACGCGGUCGUGGGGGUCCCUCCCCCCGAGGAGGACGUGGUGGUACUCCGGUACGCCUUCAGGCACCAACUAAUUCAACCAUAGUGCAGCAACAGCAAACCUCACAGCCUCAAAAUGCUCAACCGCGAACAGUGCAAUACCAAGUAAAUCAAGUAUCAACAGCACAAUCCCAAUCUCGACAGAAUGUUCCUCCACUUGUUUCAACUCCGACGCAACGCAUUUAUGCUGGAGUGGUGAGCACUACUCUGGCUACCACACCUAGAGGGGUGAUUACUGGAGGUCAGGCACAGCGCGUUAUAGCAACUCAAACUCCAAAGAAUCAGUCACCAAACUCAGUUGCUGUUGGUGCGGGAAGUCAACAAUCCACCCCGCGAUACCGCAUUCCGAAGAUAGCCGCCAACACUAGCACCAAUGGUAGAACUAAUUCUGUUCCCCACACCAUUACUAAUAAUAAUUCGAAUUUGUCUUUAGAUUUGGAAGAAAGCAUUCAGGCGGUUGUUGUUACGAAAGCCAACGAAGUUAAUACUCCUGGUAGCACGGUGUCAACAAACAAGUCCUCGGGGUCGAAAACGUUCCAUACUACCGUGACUACUUAUAGCACUAUUGAAUCUCCAGAUGACGAUAAGAACACGGGCAAGGUGACGAUAAAAAAUGGGCCCAGUAUAUCGCUUAUAGAAUUGAAACGUCAACAACAACAACAACAAAGGCAGCAGCAACAACCGCAACAAGCCGCUCAUAUUCUAGGGAAGGCAGUACAGGCAGUACGUACGAACGCUACUGCUGCGAACCGUGCCGUUAGCACAUCUGGCCAACCGUCGGUCGCAAUUCAAAGAAACACUACUCAAGCUGCAACCGCAACUGAUGACAGCAAGAAAGUGAUUCGAAGUCAACCGCAAAACCAACACAUUAUUCAGCCCAUGUCUACUAACAAACUCCAAAAUCCGGGUGGCGACACACAAAAAAGCGCCCGAAUGUUAGUAAUCCUUAGCAAUGGUGAGCAACGGUUGAUAACAUUCACCCUCCCACGAGAAAGCUGCACUGUUCAGGAGCUCCUCGAGCAAGUAGGCGUUCCAUUCACCCCUAAAACGAGCAUUCAAUGUGUUCCCAAUCCUGGUGCAAGUAUCGAUUACAUUGUAACUGUUGGUAUCAGCGUUCAAGAAUCUGUAACUGAACUAGCGAGUGCUGCUGAAAAUAGCUUGCAACUGUCAAAGCAGCAACAAGAAGCCAGUACUCAGCAAAAUGCAACAAAUGCUGAACAAAGUGCCCAAACCAAUCAGAACAAUUCAUCUGAAAAGCAAACUGCAGAAACGUCUAAGGAAGUUCCUGCUAAACUAAUUCCAGGGUUUUUGGCCGUUUGCACACAAUGCGGUUACACUGGAUCCGAUUUCGCUAAAUGUGAACGUUGCAAAAGAGUCUUUACCGAGGAGCCAAAGCGAGUUGCAACGAAAUCAGUCGCUAAAUCAGAAGACGAAAAGAAAAAAACACCAGCAGAGCUACUAAGCAGGGCUGCGGCAAAGGGUACACUCGCAGUUAGUGCAUCCGGUCUUCCUCCAUUGCGUGCCGGUAAAGUAACAAUCACAGCCUCUACACGAGGACGCGGUCGGGGAAUACCACGGGUCAAACCACCAGAAGCUGAACCUGUAAUUUUAACGUUGAGUAGUGAUGAAGAGGGCGAUGAGGAUAAAUCGAAUAAAUCAGCAAAAACUCAACUGGCUGCACCAAGCCCACCUGUAUUGAAGCCUCCUUUAGCAUGUGAACCUGUUAUUUUGGAAAAUAUGCCAGCACCAGCAAAUAUGGAACGCGAAGAUGUAGGAAAUAUAACUAAUUCAACAGAUCAAUUAUACACAUUAAUUAACUGUAAAAUUAUACGUUUUGGUACAUAUAGAUAUGAUCCUAAGGAGAAAGUAUUACUAUCAUCGAAGGGCAUUAAAAUAAUCGCACCAAGUUGCAAGAAUCCUGUCGACGCGGUAGUGUUAAAUAUACAAAUGCGCGAAAUUGUGAAAAUAAUAGCCCAUUUCUCAAAAUCUCUCAACAUUUUAUUUAUUUAUACUCUACCGACAUGUGGAAUUUAUAUUAGAGAAAAUUUAGAGAUGAAAUCCAAAAGUUCCGAUACACCGUAUUACAAUCCUACCGACAGAGCAGAGCCGUACAAGAGAAUCGUUCUUCAAAUGGAUGUAAUUUCAGAAGAAGCGAAAACUGUGAUAAGAUCUAUCUUUGCGAAGACAAUGCUAGAAGAGGUCCAAUGCACUGAGGCUAAUGAACUUUUAGUACGGUCAUGCCUAAAGGAUAAAUAUAUUAAACAAGAUCAAAAUGCGGCUGUUAAAUCAGAGACGGAAAACAUUCGCCAGAUCCUUAUUUAUCCUCCCGGGAAAGGCGGCAUCCCAAUAAACACAGAGGACUACAUGUGCUUGGCAAUAGAUCAGUAUUUGAACGACGUCAUCAUAGAUUUCUUCCUGAAGUAUCUUCAUACGGACGUGUUGACUGAGGAACAAAGACAAAAGACUCAUAUAUUUAGCUCAUUUUUCUACAAUCGUUUGACCACAAUGACAACACGGCAGCGACAAACUGAGAAAGAUGGAAAGUUGACAGCAUCACAAAAGCGACAUGCUCGAGUCAAAAGUUGGACGAAAAAUGUUAACCUGUUCGACAAAGAUUUUAUUAUAAUUCCAAUAAACGAACAAUCUCACUGGUUUUUAGCUAUAAUUUGCUUUCCACGACUCCAAGGUCCAGUUACGUAUGAUACGCACGAACCAGUUGUAAAUCAGCCUACAGUGAAGAAAAAAAAGCCGCCUGUCGAGCGAAAAGUUUCACUGCAGAUUGGUAACACAACUAUUACGCCGUUAUCGAAACGUGAAGUUGAUUCCGUGUGUGUAGGAGAUGAUUCGUUGAGCGAACGAGAUGAAGCCGAAGGUGAUGAGAGUGAUUUGGCAUCUGAUGAAAGUGACGGUGAAGCUCAAAAUGGCAAUAGCAGUACAGCAUCAAAUGCUGACGAAACGCGGUAUCGUCCCAUCAAACAGCCUCUAAUACUUAUUUUCGAUUCAUUGGCGGGUGCUUCGCGGAGUCGAGUUGUAGCCACAUUACGUGAUUAUUUAACGUGUGAAUACCGUGCAAAAAUCAAGGAAGACACAACUCAUGUUUUCAAUAAAUUUAAUAUGCCCGGGCAUUGUGUAAAAGUUCCACAACAAAAUAAUUUUACAGACUGCGGUCUUUAUGUGUUACAGUACGUAGAACAGUUUUUCAAAGAUCCAAUUAAGGAUUAUAAGUUGCCUAUUAAGCAGCUCGUAAGCUGGUUUGAAACGAUCGUAGUGACCCGAAAACGGGAAGACAUUUCGAAUUUACUUAAGAGUUUAGUUGAACAACAUAAUCCUGAUAGAUUGCCGUUACCAGAAAUCCAAUUUCCAACUUUGAAUGGGAAAUUAAUUGAACCUGAACUAACCGAUGAACAGGCCGAAUUCGAGGAGGAAGAAAUGGACGAUGAGGGCGAAGAAGAGGAGGAAGAGGAACUUGAUUCACUCGCGGGUGGCGACACGGAAGGUGAAGCUUCGCCAGUAAAACGAAACGGUGAGAAGAGACCCAUUGCCAUUGCUUCAUCGACUACAACGGCAACAACUGCAUCCACCAACACAAUAACGCUUAAACGACCGCUUGACCUUGAAUUGAGUAAGAGCCAAGAGCCGGUGGUUCGGAAAACGGCCAGACUGAACGAGUCCAACUAGAUAAAGAAUUUCGUUUUUAAGUUUUUAUUAUGUACGGAGAACUAAGUAAGUGAUAUGAACACCAGAAUGGAAGGACAAUUUUAGGGUCGAGAUAAAUAAUUUUUAAGGAUUGAAAAAGCUACAAUUAUAAAUAACAUGAUACAGUCAUAAUUGCAUUUUGACUAAAAAAUAAAAUCUAAGCCUAGGUUUUUGUAAAUAUGAAGUAAACUUGUCCUCGUUUUAAUUCGGAGCAGAUUUGUUUUCCAGUAAUCUUUGUUUCCUCAACUUCUCGGUUGAUACGUUUCGCUUGCAGGACUUGAGUGAAUUUUGGCGGAGGUUCGGCAUCGUAAACAGCUAAAUUUUCCGCCAGAGUGCCAGUCGGCACAAUUUCAUAUUUAUAAACAUACAUCUUAGGCUCAAACCCAAUUAAUUUGCAUAAUUACUUGUUGCACAUUUAUAUUUGUUUACGUUCAGAUAUGUAACAUCAUGUAGUAAUUAAGCCGGUGGGCAUUCGCUGAAAAUGUCAAGCUUCUGACAUUCUCACAAGCCAUGCUGCACAUUGUAACUAUACAUGGCAUGUACUAGUACCCAGAUGCCGCAUAGAACCAUAGAAAUCUAAUAUCAAUUGUAUAGAAACAUCUGAAAUAUAAAUGUAGCUUCAUCGCCUUUUAUAUGCACGUUGAAUUAUGUGAAAUAUUGAAUAAACAGACCUUGAGGUUAUGCCGCCAUGUACAAAUGUGCCGUAAACAAUUUGUACAUGGUGGAAAGUGAGGUUAGGGUAAUUCACUUCUCAAUUUCCUUUUUUUAUUAAUUGCGAUUAUACGUGUACAUUCAAAAUAUGUUGAAUAAAGUUCGUUUAUUCUUGAA